AUGCAGUUUUGUCUCGACAAACACGGCGAGUGGGUUGCCGUCUCCGCGAGCGACGACGAGAACAAAGAAGAGGAAGGAGGAGAAAAUGGCGGCUUCUUCGGGAGGAAGAACGAACAACACGUCAAGAAAAUCGCGAAGACGUUGGCCGAUUCAACGACUUGGUUAGAUAUGUUGAACGAUACGAAAAGAAACGCGAUGUUUCAACGAGCGAUUGAAAACAGCAUGGAGAAGAUAACGUCGGUAAAGAAGCGCAACGCGGCAAAUGGUGGUGUGGUUUUGCAUGUUUUUGACGUCGGCAGUGGCACCGGGUUGCUCUCUUUAUUCGCCGCGAGAGCGGCAACGGGAGUUACAGUUAGAAUUUACUCGUGUGAGAUGUUUUUACCAAUGUUUCUCGUAGGAGAGCGAGUCGUGAGAGAUAACGUGAGAGAAAAGAAAAUACCUGAAACGAGUUCGAUUCAGAUGUUUCAUACGAGGAGCGAAGACGUGGAUGCGAUAGCAAAGCACGAACUGGACGUUUUGAUAUCAGAACUCCUCGAUUCUGCGCUCCUCGGCGAAGGGUGGUUGAUGGUCUUGAAAGACGUGUUCUCGAGGGAGUUAUUGAGGAGAGAUCAUUUCAGUAUCGUUCCAAGUUCCGCUAAAAUAUGGGUUCAACUUUUACACGCGGAGGAGUCGGUGCUCGAUGUUGACGUGAAAAAAGGAAGAGCUGCUUUGUUCGGCGAAGCGAUAACGUCCGAUGGAUUUUCGCGAUUGGACGUACAAUGUCACUUUGACUCGCUCGAAAAGAGAGGGCGAAUAAGAGCAAUUUCAAAACACAUCCAAGUAUUCGAGAUUGAUUUCACGAACGAUAAGGAUUGGGGUCGGACAGAAGUAGUGCGCUGUUGUUGUUGUAGCAGCAGCAGUAGUAGUAGUAGUAGUUUUCGAUCGUUAGGUCUCGAGAUUAACGCCGUCGCAAUGUUUUGGGAAAUCGAUUUGGAGGGCUCGGGCGCCUUUAGAUUGAAUACUUUCCCCGCGCAAAGUUAUCGUAGACAUUGGCGCCAAGUAAUUGCGCCUCUAGAAUGCCCGAUUCCAUUAUCUGCGUCAGAAGAAAUACCGAUACAAGUAGAGGCAAGAAUAGCAGACGAUUGUUUGGCAUUCGAUGUGAAGGUUUCUGGUUGUGGGGAUAAGGAAAAGGAGAAGAAGAAGGAGAUGACGAUGAAAAAACAGAAGGAAACUUUGAUAGAAACAAAGCAAGAGACGUGCAGAGAGAAGAAGAUAUGGCUUCAUAUAGCUCUGGCAAAUAUAUCCGAGUUCUGGAGCUCGCGAGCGCCUUUAGGUGAUAACGUCUGCGGCUUAAAUUUGACAAAAGCAAACGUUCUCCUGUGUGCGAAGUCAGUGGAAAGUAAUAGCCCGGGAUAUUGCUAUCAAUCGUUCAAAUGUGAUUUGUUAGAUGAACUUGGUCAUCGAUAUUCCACGAUUGAGGAAGAGCAAACCAUAUUUCUGUGGAAAUCAUGCGAGCUAUUCGUUGAUGAUGCAGAUGAGAAGAAGAGAGAAGAAGAAGAAAAGGAAGAAGAAGGAGAAGAAGACAACAAGAAGAAGCUACGUAUUGACGUGGAUGCUGGGCUCGAGAUUACGGCGAAUCACGUGGUAUUUUUCUUCUCCGACAAAAGUCACGCCGACGAGUGGAAAACGCAACCUGUUCAAGUCGCGCGAAUGGAUCAAGAACUCAUUGGUAAUAAGUUUAGAAUAAUUGCUUCAAAUUUAGACGCCGACGAAGGAGAAUGCAUUCGAGUGUUGAGAAAGUAG
Molecule: messenger RNA, 1782 nt
Organism: Bathycoccus prasinos
Lineage: Eukaryota; Viridiplantae; Chlorophyta; Mamiellophyceae; Mamiellales; Bathycoccaceae
Exons: 1
Coding region: 1-1782 (593 amino acids)
Biological process (GO): peptidyl-arginine methylation
Molecular function (GO): protein-arginine omega-N monomethyltransferase activity
Source: RefSeq, a predicted model, not a curated record